UCAUAGAGAAAUUUCAUCGCUUUCAUUGAACGCGGACGUUCUCCAUACGGAAAAAUUCCACUGCAGUCGAAUCAGAGGAUUUUUCUCGUUUGCCGAGUCCCGCGACGCGUUUACAAUUAAUAUGGCCGCAUGUAAAUAAUAAGCAUAGUUGAAUAAGUCGAAAAGUUUCCUUUAUUGUUUGCCAACCGAACGUACGUGCAUUCUUCAAGUGAUAAUAAUUUUCAUAAUUUCCGCCGCCACGAAAAAAAUUUGUGACUUCGCCUCACACCGAAUGUCUGUUCCGAAAUAGUUGUGAAAGGGAAAAAUAAAAGAAGCCAGAAAGACGAAGCAAUGCACUCCGGUGAAAUUUGAUGUGUUGUUGGUGUGUUUUUGAUCGCGGAUUUGGUCAAUCGUCGACGCAGUGAUUAAUUCCGGAAUAGUCCAAUUUUAGCCCGCGAAGAUUUUCGGGCGGCAGUGAAAAGAAUUUGGCUCGCAUUGGACAGUGGGGUGGGUGCAAUUAACUCCACUGCAACUGUCUGCCGCUUCCGCACUGAUGCGCGUAAUUGGGAAGUUGUGAAAAUUUUCACCGUCUGGUCACGAACUGCGAGUGGGAGUAGCUGAACGAACAAUUGGCGUUCAUCAUCUGAAAAUAUUAUCAUUUUCAUCCAACAAUUACAUUUAAUCAAGUGCAAUGCAUCACACAACACGUCCACAACAUAUCCGUCAUCAUAUGGGCCAUCAUCAGCAGCAUCAACAGCAUCAAGGACCAAUACAUCAUCAACAUCCACCACCGUCAGCAACUGCAGUAGGAAUGAAUAUGGGUCCUCAACCAGUUGGUGGUCCACAACAGCAUCAUAUGGGCGCAAAUGUUACAACUGCACCCCCUCCGCCACAUGGAUCAAAUCCUCCCAUUGGACAAUACAUUCCACCACAUCAAAGAAACGAUUUGAAUAGGUUUAGCCACCACAAUCCACCACGCUUACCACAACAGCCGAUGCAUCAACAAUCAUCGCAGUCCAAACUACGUUCCAAUGCUGUUAAUCAUCCUAAUGGACUGUUGGCGACAUCGUCAAUGCCCCCACCAUCUCAACAAGGGCAACAUCCACAACAUCAUCAGCAGGGACAGCCGCAAUCACAACAGUCACAUCCGAAGCAGUUCCAUCAAGGAGGUGCUAUACUUCCACAUCAGGGUGGUCUUUCGAAGAAUCAGGGUCCCCUAAAACACACUGGUCAGCCGUUUCCACAUAAAUUAUCAUCGAGUCCCCCGAAAAAGAUACUUUCACAUCUAUCCCAUCCACCUCCAAAUAUGGGCGGAAAUCAAAUUAAACCCGCACAAUUUCAAGCUUCGAAUACUUCCCCCAUUACAAAUGGUUCUACCAUAAAUCUGCCUAGCUCGAAACCUCAAAGUAACAUUCAAAAACAUGUAACGAUUCUUACAAAACCACCUCCGUCUAUUCCUCAAAUACCGAUUACGCAACCACCGCCGCAAAUUCCUCAAUCAAAUGCUAUGUCAAUUCCACCCCCAAAUGUUGUAUCGUCUACACAAAUGCAGCAGCUACAAAAUGUCCAGGAAGAUUCGCAACAGCAUUCGAAUAUUCCGUCAAGUACGAUGCAGCAGCAGUUGAUGGAGAAACAACAAGUGAUCCAGCAACAACAGCAACAAAAACCAUUGAAAUCUGCAUCAGCUCAAUUGCAGUCUUCACAUAACAUUUCAAACCAAACGACAAUCUCGUCUACAACUAAUUCUGUACUGGUUUCCAUAACACAUCAGCAAACACAACAGACUGUCGUUGUCCAGCAGCAGCAGCAGCAAGCCCAGGCGCAGCAAACAGCUCGACAAGGACAGCCUCUUGAAAACCAAUCACCGAUCGUAUCAAUCUUACAAAAUAAUACGGCAGCUAAUAAAGCUAGUUUUUGUGAAAAUAAUGUCGUAUCAAGUAACGUAACCAAGGAAAUAAGUUCAGAACUAAAUAGUAGCGAUGUCGUUAGCUCAUUAAAUGAUAGCUUGGCAAACAAUAAAGAAAAGACUCCGAUGUGCUUAGUUAAUGAAUUAGCACGUUAUAAUAGGAUUCAACAUCAAUAUCGUCUAACGAGUGAAACUGGCCCAGCGCAUGCUAAACGUUUCACUGUCACUCUUAAGCUGGGCGAGGAAGAAUAUACUGCCGAAGGUUUGAGCAUAAAGAAAGCUCAACAUUUGGCAGCAGCAGAUGCGAUCUCAAAAACCAAAUAUCAGCAUCCACCGCCGAAAUCGCAUCGGUUGAAAAACAAGUUGAAGGCAGGAGUGGGGACCAUUACUCCUACAGUUGAACUGAAUGCUCUUGCCAUGAAACUUGGUGAACCAACUAUUUAUUUGCUCGAUAAUCAGUCAAUCGGCGAUGGAAAUGUCCAUAGUAAUGUCAGAUGUCUUCCAAAUAAUGUUGGUGCAGGUCAACAACAUGUUGUUUCGUCAAGUCCAAUGGCCGUUGCAGGUGGGCAACAAGGACCUCAGCAACCACCGCCAUAUGUACCUCACCAACAGACUAAUGCCCCCAAUUAUUUUGCACCGAACCAGUAUCAAAACUUCAAUCGUCCAAAUGUUCCAAAUGGAAUGUAUAAUUCGACACGGUUUCCUGGGUAUUAUCCCAAACGCCCAUUUAUUAAGGGUCCAAUGAAAUUUGCUCCGAAUGAUCGUAUGAUUCCUUAUAAUAAUACCAAGGAUCCUUGCCGUGUAACUCUAGUUGUAGGAUCGAGAAGGUUCGUAGGUGUCGGCUCAUCACUCCAAGCCGCUCGGCACGAUGCUGCAACGAGAGCCCUGGAAGUGAUCAAACCUUUAGUUAACGAAGAAACUAGUGAUGUCAGUAAUGACACUAGUACAGAAGAUGCAAAUUCCGACUUGAAAUCGCCUAUUUCCCUAGUACAUGAGAUUGCUUUGAAACGAAACUUUUCCGUGGUCUUUGAGGUGGUUAGUGAACGAGGUCCACCACACAUGAAAACAUUUGUAACAAAAUGUAAAGUCGGUGACAUUGUGACUGAAGGCGAAGGUAAUGGAAAGAAACUUUCAAAGAAACGGGCUGCAAUGUGUAUGCUAGAAGAGUUACGUAAGUUACCUCCAGUUUCUCCAUCGCGGAUUGUUCAAACCCCCGCCAAACUGAAGGCUGCUCAGAAGCAACGUAAACCUCAACCUGUGAAACGAAAAUCACGGAACAUAAUCAAGGAACAAUCUCAAGGCGGGGAAAUUGAAGAAGAAGUCAACCCCAUAUCGAAACUUAUUCAAAUUCAGCAGGCACUGAAAGAGCGUGAGCCAGUUUAUACAGUCGUCGAGGAGCGUGGAGCGCCCAGACGACGUGAGUUUGUGAUAGAAGUCAGUGCAAGUGGUCGCACAGCACGUGGAAUUGGAACCAACAAGAAGAUGGCUAAGCGACUCGCUGCUGAAAAUCUUCUCGCUUUGCUUGGCUAUAACACAUCCACAUCAAACGUAUCGAAAGACAUCACCAAGCUUGUAAACAACAACACGACAAGCAACAAUAAUAACAUUGAAAGCAUAAAUGAAAACUCAGCGCAGCGCGUUAAGUACAUGGAAAAUGUUGAUCCGAAACCUGCAGCUAACGUCGGGUCAAACAACCAAGGUCGGCAAAUUGUUCCUGGAAUAAUUUUAAUGCAACAGCAGCAAUUGCCUCAAUCACAGCAACAAAUAUGUGGAAUGGUCCCCACAAUGAAGUCUACACCUGUGAAUGGAACGAAACUUGAGAGUGAAUCAGCAGUUAGUACUACAAGUUCAUCCUCGUCGGGAUAUUCAAGCGGAGGAGCACGCCCAAAGGAUCAGCUUUUAUAUUUGGGUCAGCUCUUGGGCUUCGAGGUCCAAUAUUCAGAUUAUCCAAAAGGCAAUCACGGUGCAUAUUUAUCGAUUGUGACCCUAUCAACUGAUCCACCACAGCUAUGUCAUGGAUCCGGAAAUAAAAUAGAAGAGUCCCAAGAUGAAGCUUCACUCACUGCAUUGCGACUUCUGAGUGAACUCGGGUUGGAUAAUGUUAAGCCGAAAAAGUCAAAUCCCGAAGAGAUUAAAACAUAGAAUGACUAAAGUCAUGGUAGAGGAGAAAAGUACAUCUUACCAAAAAUAGAAUCUCAUUGUUUCAGUUUAUUUAUUUAUUUAUUAUUGGAUCAAAUAUGUUAAUUAAUGCGUUAUAGGUUUUUCUCCGAAGAAGAAAAUGAUUGAAGAUUUAUUUUGCAAACGGAUGAAGUGAUAUAUCUUUGAGUUUAAUUCGAAUUUAAUUUAUCACAUUUCUAUUUGCACUGCACAGCAUGAAUAAGGAAUAAAAUGAAAUUUAACUUCGAUAUCAAGUAAAGAAUAGAAAAUAUAUAUAUUUUUAUUGAACAAUGAUUUAUUCAUAUUUAUCAAGAAGUGUUGAAAUUAUAUUCUUCUAAGAUGGUGAGAUCUCCAUUCGUCAAAAUGUGACGAUGAGAGAAAAAAAUGGAAUGUCAUAAUUCAAAACUACUUUCAAAAUUUUGCUAUGAAUAUUGAAAAGGGCACUAACAUUAUGCACUGUAAUAUUACGUAGCGAUAUUGUGAGCAAAAUUGAAAAGUGAAGUAGAUUUGAAUUAUAUACAAAACGCAAUAUUUUGCAGAACUGAAAAGCAAAAGUUUUUCCAAUAACAUGAGGCCAUAUUGAUGAAGCAUGAAAAUAUUAUGAAUACAUGCAAAAAGGAGGCAAUGCAUUCAUUCAAAAAUACGAGGACUCGACGAAUCGAAAAAAAUAUUUGAUUUAAGAGAUAUUUGCUAGAAGUGUAGUGCGACAAAUUGAUUACCAUAUACCUAAAAUAAUAUCGGAAACGAAUAUUUCAUCCACACAACUCUAGAUUAUCACUCGGAAAUUCUUUGUCCAUAGUUCCUGGAGUACCCUAAACAUUGCCAACUAAAUUUUGAAAUAGUAAACUCCAAUCAUUCACUGACAAUAGGAUAACAGGAGCUCAUGCCGGACAUUUUCAAGCCAACUUUUGUAGUUUGACACGAAAUAUUAUUUGUUUAUGGUGGAAAAUUAUGGAACAUUUCCUGCGAAGAUUCUUCGCUAUCUUAGUAUUCGUACAAAGCUAGAUUCGCAGAUUUAUUGGCAUUUAGUUUCUAUCUCUAACUAUUCUAGUUGGUUCUGGGAGCAUGAAGGCAAUGAGCAAACAAUAACUUUGCAGCCAUACACGGAAAUUUAGAAAUAGAUUUAAUAUGUAGUAAGCCACAUUGAAAUAUGUAACAUCUACAGCGUACAGGAUUAGAAUCUGGAAAAUUCGCAGCAUUACUGCAGUCUUUGGCAGCUAUUGAACAUUUGUGACUUUGAGGAAAACUUGAAAUUGUGUCGAAAUUUAUCUGGAUUAAUAUAAAUAUACGAUUAAGUAACCUUCAAUGACUAAUAUGUACGGUGUAGUGAUCUCUUAUAUUAGGCACAUGGUAAUUGAUGUUUUCUUUCCAUUUAAAUAUUCAUAUUUGUGUAUUGUCUUGAAUACAUUUAGUCUUAACUUAUGGUCAAUUUUUAUAUUUCGCUGAUCUUUAUAAAUGUCAUGGAAAUCACAUUAUAUUGGUCAGUGAGUUGGGCGUGUGUUGAUGGGAGUGGAAAUGUGGAAAGCUUGGAUCUUACAUAGGCACAACGUAGAUUUCUGGUGAGCUGCAGUGAGUGAGGCCAGUUUAGUGAAGUGAUAUUUGCAUUCAACUCUCGGUGUAAAAGUGCGAUUUCCGCUGAGCGUUGAGUGCUACAAUCACAGUCGGUAUAAUUACCGCUGAGCACACUGGAAUCCCCUUCGCAGCUAUUUCUAAAGAAAUCGGUGGAACUAUUGUGGACCCAACCAGUAAAGUCAGAAGGGAGAAUACUACUCCGUCUACUUGCUGGUCAGUUUGUGCUGCUGUAUAAAAAUUGGCCACUAUAUAUUAUUCAAGUAAUAUAAAAGUAAAUGUAUUUGAAUUAAUAUUAAUAUAAUCUAUAUAUGAAAACAAAUAUCAUGAGAUUAUGAAAUGGGUGAGGUUUGUACAUCUCCUAUAUGAUUUCUGUAGAAACGCAAGGUAAAUCUUUACGGGAUGUAUACAAAUCGGCAGCUAUGAAAUUUUGGAGGUUGGUACCAAAACUCGUCAAAACAACUCGUUGAAUACUUUUAAAUAUUUAUAUUCUCUUAAUUUAUACUGAAUUAUUGUUAUUAUUUGUGUUAAUAGGUUUAUUCCACUGAUCAGUAUUCUAGUAAUCAGUAACAUGGCCUAAAUUUCUAAACAGGUUGGUAAUUCUUAUUUAAACGACUUAGUUUGUGGCAGGGUCAGCGAUUCUCCCGAUGAUGUACUCCAUUGGAUAAAGUAAUUCUAUAGGCACGAAGGAUAUGUAUUUUUAUCGUAUUAGAAUUACCAGAAAAGAAAGUAAUACGACCCUCACUCUAAUUAUUUAUAAAUUGCUAAUAAUCCAGAAAAAAAGUUCACUUUGAAACUGCCACAUUCUUCAAACCACUUGAGUUCACUCUAAUGUUACUUUAUUAAGUGUGCGGAUUGACGAUAAGUUUUGUUGAAAAAGUUUCGAGUUGUUUUGACACAUGUUCGUAGUAAAGAACUAGAAAACGGAAACAUAUUCAAAGGAUGGUUGUAUAUUCUUGAUUGAAUUUUUCUUUCCUAUUCAUAUAUCUCCCAUUCGUGGUGUAAAGGUCCUGGAUGAACAUUAUCACAUAAAAGCAUAAAAAAAAUGAGAUUUGUUAAAUUUUAUUUUCUUUACUAUAAACAGAAACGAACAGAAUGUUUGAUUAAGUUGAUGGAGAAAUUUUAAAGUGUAGAAAAUAAAAAGAAAAGAAAUAAAUAUGAAACAAAACAAAAAAAAAUAUUUAUGUGAAAAAUUGAAUAUUUGAAAAUGUAUAGAUUUUAAGUUUAUUUAAAUUGCUAAUAAAUCUUAUUGACAAAAGUGUUGAAAGCAGA
Molecule: messenger RNA, 6883 nt
Organism: Hermetia illucens (black soldier fly)
Lineage: Eukaryota; Metazoa; Arthropoda; Insecta; Diptera; Stratiomyidae
Gene: stau
Product: maternal effect protein staufen
Exons: 11
Coding region: 671-4027 (1118 amino acids)
Source: RefSeq, a predicted model, not a curated record